GCAAAAUCUGUGGAUUGGACAAUCCUCAGCUUCCAACUUCCACAUUCAAGCUCAGAGUCGGAGCAGGACAAUACCCUUUUGUGGCGCUUGCUUCUUCUGCAAGGACGCUGCAUCUGCCACUUUUCAUAAGAUCAAUCCAACCUUCACUUGCUAGCUCUCGAAAGCCAUUCUGGACAUUAAAGAGCGUCGCAAUCUUGUGGCCCUUCAGUAGGACGUCUGCAAACGAGAGGGAUGGAGCUGCAAACAGCGAAGGAGCAGCAAUCAGACGGCCCAUUGGAAGCAUACACUAGCCGCACUUCUGCUGGAGCUGACGCAUCAGUGACGGGACUGCCACUGAAGAAUGAACAGUGGGGAGGAGACGGAUUGAGGUUGAGUGGUGAAGGAGCGUCAGAUGCAGCGCUAAUCACAAAUGCUCAGACGAGUACAAUGGGGGAUCCGAAAGGGGCUGCAGGUUCUUUCACACAAGAAGGAAUGCGGUCUGAUGGAAGUGGCAAGCCUGGGGAGGAAGCAAGCGAUGAAAAAGGGGGACAGAGCAGCUUGGCAGCUGCAGAAAGGCCGACGGUGGUCAGGAUCAAAAGGAGGAGGACGGAGUCGCCGCUAGAUGCUUUAAUGCUGGAGGUGGCCAGCCGGGAACAAUCAGGCGGGGGCCUCAAUGAUGCAAUCGUGAGGCUUGCGAUCGAAGAGCGGCCCACAGCACGCAAGCUGUUCCGCAGAAUCGACACGGUCUCAGAAGCGGACCUGAGGGCAGAGGGGGCUGGGGAGUCGCUACUGCAGCGACUCAAUGGGCUGCGACAGACUGGACCUGAUGUGGCGGGACUAAGUUCAGAGGGGGGCUUGCCUGCACGGGACAGAGAAGAGCCUUCCAGACUGGAAAGCUCAAACACCGAGGCCGAGGCAGAAGGCAGGAUCACUGAAGACGGGAAACAGGCAGAGACCGCGGGGGCCCAGAGGUCUCCUUCAGUGCCGGUCUUCCAAGCCACCCACUCCGAAAAGGGCUCCGCUGUAAAACGCCCCCCCGCAAAGCACAUGCGGAUAGAAGCGCACGGGCAGUCGAGAGAGGACGCCCUCAGCGAGGACCUCCGGAGAGGGCGUCAGCAGGAGCUGAUGACGUCAGCAAGGAAAGGGCGGCUCGAGGCAGCGUCAGCGGCGCGGUACGAGCAGGUACGGGGGCGGAGGGGGGUGGCCGACCCGAUGGGGGAGCUGUUCCGGCUGUAUGACGUCAUCAGGGUGGACGAGGAGGAGGAGUGGCGGAGGGCGGAGCGGGAGGCGAGGAAACGGGCCGUCCACGAGAUGUCCGAACGGCGGAUGCUCCUGAUGAACUACCUGCCGCUACUGCGCGAGACUGUCCCGAGUGCGGCGGCUGACCUGCAGGCGCCUGCCACGUGGCAGGACGACGGCCAGGCGGCCGAGGAUGACGUCAGCGACGGGGAGGACUACGUGUACGACGUGUUUGCGCUGGAGGAAGGGGCGACGGACGAAGCGGAUGGCGCAGAUGAGCUGCAUCCCGUUGUCCGAGUUGCGGAUGAUCUGGACAUGCGGCCGACGGACGAGGCCCCGUCCGAGUACGACAGCGAAGACUCCAACGACGAGAACAACCCUGACAAUGACUAUCCAGAAGACGAAUUCGACGGGGCCAUAGACGCUGUAAGCGACGCGUCUAGCCAGGACCGCGACCUGGACGUCUACGCAGAUGAUGACGAGGAGUACGACGUCAUGGCGUACGAUGAGGAGGACAGCGACGAGGAGGGGGUCCGCGUAGGGGCCGCCAUGUCUAGUUGGGCCAUGCGGAGGUAAUAAAAGCAUGAUUGAACCGAUGAUACUGUUUUAAAAAACCGCUAGAGUCAGGAAGGUGAAUGGACAUUUUAAAGUCGCAUACGGGAAACGUUAAGAAUGUAAAAACUGUCGUGAUCUGUAGGUAGCUACAAGGAAGAUUAAAUGUGGUCACCAAUAAGCCAGGAGAACAAGGAGAGAGAUAGCCGCACAUUGCGAAGAAUAUAUCGGUAGAUUACCUUGCGGAAUUGCGGGCAAGGUUUUGCAGAAGGGCAGAGGAGUACGAAAGUCACGAAUGUCAGAAGCGACCCCAUGAGUAUUCGAGUGCAGAUGUAGCAUGCUGCAAGCGUGUAUAGAUUUAGCGCAGCAUCAAUUUAGACAGUUUCAAGGUGGUCACUCCCGCUCCAUCGGAAACUGCCCUUGUGGCUUUGAUCAGAUCACCAACC
Molecule: messenger RNA, 2216 nt
Organism: Klebsormidium nitens
Lineage: Eukaryota; Viridiplantae; Streptophyta; Klebsormidiophyceae; Klebsormidiales; Klebsormidiaceae
Source: the annotation of a GenBank genome assembly